This is a messenger RNA of Odontomachus brunneus, 1849 nucleotides long. RefSeq names its product T-complex protein 1 subunit theta (gene CCT8). Gene Ontology annotation, cellular component: chaperonin-containing T-complex. Gene Ontology annotation, biological process: protein folding. The record is from RefSeq and is a predicted model, not a curated record. NCBI's taxonomy places the organism in Eukaryota, Metazoa, Arthropoda, Insecta, Hymenoptera, Formicidae. The coding region runs from base 109 to 1746 and encodes 545 amino acids. Gene Ontology annotation, molecular function: ATP binding; ATP-dependent protein folding chaperone; ATP hydrolysis activity. The transcript has 5 exons.
UGGAAGCCCUUCCCAAAGAAAAAUCUCGAUCGUGCCGUUUUGGAGACGAAAGCGCGUUGUCGUGUGUCACAUGUGAGAAGGUGAAAAUUAUCGAAAUUUUCUACGAAAAUGGCUAUGCACGUACCGAAAGCUCCCGGAGUAGCGCAAAUGCUCAAGGAUGGGGCUCGCUACUAUUCAGGCCUUGAAGAAGCUGUCUAUAGGAACAUAACGGCCUGCAAGCAAUUAGCAGACACUGUGAGGAGUGCAUAUGGACCUAAUGGUAUGAAUAAGAUGGUCAUCAAUCAUAUUGAGAAACUUUUUGUAACCAACGAUGCAGCAACGAUUAUCAGCGAGCUGGAAGUAGAACAUCCAGCUGCGCAGUUACUAGUUCUAGCAUCAAAGAUGCAGGAAGCAGAAGUAGGAGAUGGGACAAACUUUGCUAUUAUUUUUGCUGGAGCACUGCUUCAUAAUGCAGAAGAGCUACUUCGUUUGGGGAUUACAACUUCUGAGAUAGUCGAAGGCUAUGAGAAUGCUUUGGAGAAAGCUCUGGAAAUUUUACAGACAUUAGUUGUACAAGAGGUGACAGACGUACGCAACGAGGAACAAGUAAAGAAAGGAAUCAGGACUACUAUCAUGAGCAAGCAGUACGGGAAUGAGGAUCUCCUUUCGUCUCUUGUCAGUCAGGCCUGUAUCUCCAUUUUACCUGAAAAAACAACUUUCAACGUGGAUAACGUGCGAGUUUGCAAGAUACUCGGCGGUGGCCUGAACAACUCCCAAGUGGUACAAGGCAUGGUGUUCAAACGCCAGGUCGAGGGAGACGUUACGACAAAGACCAAUGCCAAGAUCGUGAUUUACACCGGUGCCGUGGAUAUUACGCAGACCGAGACCAAAGGCACCGUGCUAAUAAAAACUGCGGACGAGUUGAUGAAGUUCUCGCGCGGCGAAGAAUCGUUGCUGGAGAACCAGAUCAAGGCAAUCGCUGAGAGCGGCGCGUCGGUGAUAGUGGCCGGCGGAAAGUUCGGCGACAUGGCUCUACAUUACAUGAACAAAUACAAUCUGAUGGCUGUUCGCGUACCAAGCAAGUUUGACCUCAGACGACUGUGCAAAACCGUCGGCGCCACCGCGCUUUCGAAACUGGUACCUCCGUCAUCAGAAGAAUUAGGAUACGCCGAUACGGUAUACAUAGACGAAUUAGGGGAUACUAUAGUUGUAAUAUUCAAACUGGAUGGGAAAGAGAGCCGUAUCAGCACGGUGCUUGUGCGUGGUUCCACCGAGAAUUACAUGGACGAUAUCGAACGCGCGAUCGACGAUGGCAUCAACACAUUCAAAGGCAUCACGAGAGACGGCAGAUUUGUUCCGGGUGCGGGCGCCACAGAGAUCGAGUUGGCCGCACAAUUAGCAUCCUACGCGGACACGUUGCCCGGUCUGCAGCAAUACGCUGCCCGCAAAUUCGCCACUGCCUUGGAGAUAUUCCCUAAAACACUGGCCGAGAGCAGUGGCACCCACACGUCAGAACUUCUGUCUAAGUUAUACGCAGCGCACAAAGAGGGAAAGAAGAACUAUGGUUUUAACAUUGAUGGCGAUACAGCGGCCUUAAUCGAUACUGUCGAAGCUGGAGUCUUGGAUUUGUAUUUAACGAAACAGUGGGCCAUGAAGUAUGCAGUAGGUGCGGCGUGCACGGUCCUUAAAGUGGAUCAAAUCAUCAUGGCAAAGCGAGCAGGUGGUCCGAAAGCUCCACCAGGAGGUGCUCGCGAGGAGGACGACUAAUGGAAUGCAAGACUACAGCAUGACUAUAAAUUUUCACCUUUAAUUUAUAAUAUUCACAGAAAUGUUUUUUUCGCAGAAAUAAACCUUGUAUCUUACAAAUAAA